GCGCCGGAGCGUAUAAUUUUUAAUAUAAAACAAACAAACACCAACGCCGGUAGCUGCGUUUCACAGCAAUCAGCCUUAUUUAGGCACUUCCAACUGAUAACGAUUGCUUGUUAUCGUAAGCAAUGUAAUCGACGCUCUACUGACCCAUUAGGCAUUGGCCAUAUUCGCAGUACGGCCACAUUUGUGAUUUAUUAAACAAAAGACUAAAAACAACAAGCAACAAAUGAUAAUUUAAUAAUAAACAUAUUUGCAUAUGGCCUGGCAUCAACAUGAGUGCCAAUAACCGACCAUUAGCAAAAGGGAAGGAUGCAUUUGAUAGUGCAAUGGACGAGUCCGGCUACGCGUCCUUCCAAAUUGCACACUCACUGCUCAAUUCAACCGUGGAGGCGCCAUUUUUGACUGACGACACAGAAAACUGCCAAAAUGCAGGCAACAUCACAAACUGCACACACAAUCUGUACAAGAAUUUAACUUCGACGCAAUUCCAAACGCCAUGCAGCUGCUACACGGGCUCUGCAUCGCAAUGUUGCAAGCAAGUGAGUCCGCUGACGGCAACAAACAGCAGCGCCGCAGGGACUAGUGCGGACACAUCGCACACAUCACCGCUACCCAAUCAGAAUCACUUAGCCAGCAAGCGACGAAAGAUGCACUUCCAGGCAUCCCACAACAGUCCCAAGAAGUCCAAGAAGACGCUUUUCCAGCAGGACUCCAAACAGCGUCGCUUACACUAUAACGGAGUGGAGCACCUGGACAUUGUCGGUAUGAUGGCCAACAAUAUUCCGGCCCUGGAAUGCAUACUGAGCCACGUGAAUGCAGCUACGCUGGACAAAAUGACGCAGGUAUCGAGACAGUGGGCGCAAGCUGUCUACAAAAGUCCGCGUGCUGUCGAAAGACUGGAGAACCAUCGUCUGAAGAUGAAUCUGACCAAAGAGAAUCCCCGCAAUGUGAAAGUCAAGCGGCGCCGUACGCGUGCAAUGCUCAACAAUCAAACUGUGCCAUUAAAACCAUUCAAUGCCAUUACAAACGCAAGCCCAAACUCGCCACUGUUCGAGAAGGCUACCUCAAAUGACAUCCAAAUGAAGGACUUGGACAAAGGACAUGGUCCUAUGCUGGUAGAGCAAUCGCAACGCGUCAAGUGCCCGCGCUGCGGUAAAAGCAGUAAGGUGUAUCGCAAAGAAAUGAUAAAGGAGAACAACAUUGAAGAUUCCACCGCUGUCCUCUCCCGCACAAUGCCUAUUACACAGCCCUCCACUUGCGAGCGCAAAGCGCCUUUUACGCGCUUCUACUCGCUGGACGAGAUGCACCGAUCGCCGGAGGAGCCCACCACCGAUGCUGUGGAGACGUUCGCCGAGUGCACUGGCAUAUGUUGCAAAUUCCGUUUCUGCCUGCACUGCUUUUGCCAGUCUCAUCCUGGAGAGAAGUGCCUAGUCACCGAACUUGAUACACCUUCGAAGAUUGUGCAACUGCCCGAGAACGGGACGCCGCCCAAACGCGCCACAAAGAACGAUGCCAAGCUCAGUCGCAAAAAAUCACUCAAGCGUUUGUGCUUUUAAUAUUCAAACUUGUUCUUAUUUAAACGUAUGUAUGUAUGAAUCACCGAUUCCAGUUUUAUUUUAAAGUAUUUAGAAUAGUAUUGAAGUUCGCUUAAUGUCAUUGAGUUUUUAUUUUAAAUGUUCAUUCGUCAUUCAUUACCACCGUUUUUACUGCUCACAACAUUCUAAGGAAAUUUGUACCUUUGAGAUUAAACUUAUUUUAAGAAACUUUUAACAUUAAAUAAAGAUAUAAUGCUAUACCUAGA
Messenger RNA from Scaptodrosophila lebanonensis, 1798 nucleotides. RefSeq lists its product as uncharacterized. The coding region runs from base 270 to 1553 and encodes 427 amino acids. The record is from RefSeq and is a predicted model, not a curated record. The transcript has a single exon. NCBI's taxonomy places the organism in Eukaryota, Metazoa, Arthropoda, Insecta, Diptera, Drosophilidae. Gene Ontology annotation, biological process: negative regulation of meiotic nuclear division; regulation of mitotic nuclear division. Gene Ontology annotation, cellular component: nucleus.